AUGCAAGACCAAUCAAGAGAAACUCCCAAAACACAGUCCCAAGCUGCACAAUAUUUACUCAAUGAAGUAGUAAUAGCAUUGGAUCUCAGUGAGAAUGAUUACAAUGACUUACCACGAUUAGCACUCAUGAGCAAACUUCGAACCUUAAAUAUAUCUCACAAUAGAUUGUCUACUAUGAAGCUAAGUACAGAGAACAGUUUUCCUGAUUUGGAAGAAAUCGAUGUGUCCUAUAACAAUAUAAAUGACAUAAUUGUGGGUGAUAAUGAAAAUGCUAUUUCAAAUUUAUUAAAACUAAAUAUAUCUCACAAUAGGUUAUCUGAAUUGAAAGACGCAAUUUUAAUCGAAGUUCGCAGUUUGGAAGUGUUAGAUUUAUCUCACAACGAAAUAUCAGCGCUGAGUUUUAACAGUUUUGAAGGAAUAAAAAAUCUACUCUAUUUGAAUAUAGCGUAUAAUAAACUUAAAGCAAUAAAUAAUUCUUUUUUAAGAUUUACGAAACUAAAAUUUCUGUACAUAAACAACAAUGAAUUACAGUGUAUUAAAGUCAAUGAAUUUUCGAAUUUAAACCAACUUCACGAAAUAGAUCUCAGCAAUAACGCAAUUACAGUUAUAGAGAAAGGAACCUUCGUUAACAUGUUUAAUAUAGUAAAAAUUAACUUAAAGAACAAUUUAAUACAGUAUUUGGAGCCACGUAUGUUUUUAAGUGCGAAUGCUUUAGACUACGUUGAUGUUUCAAUUAACGAAAUACAAGCCCUGCCAAAGUUUAUUUUUAAAGGUAAAAAUGUUACGUUUUUCGAUGUCAGCCGAAACCAAUUAGAAGGCGCACUUAUAAAGGGUAUAUUUGAAGGUUUAACUGGAAUAUUGGAAUUAGACUUGAGCCAUCAAAGUGUAACAUCCAUUGAAGAUUAUGCUUUCGUCGGGCUUAAUAUGGUAGAGAGUUUGCUUUUGAACGGUAAUGAAAUCCGAAAUAUAUCAAAUAAAUCAUUUUAUUCCUUAAGGAACCUAAAGCGCUUAGAUAUCUCAAACAAUAAAAUUGUUUCUUUGAACUUUGAUUUGGAUGAGCUAUUGAAGCUAGAAUUAUUUUCAAUAAAGAACAACUUCAUUAAAUUAAUACCAGAAGGUUAUUUCGACGGAUUGUACGUACUAUUAGUAUUGGAUUUAUCUAAUAAUAAUAUAUCGAAAGUGUCGUCCCAUUGUUUUAGCAGUUUGAAUGAGUUGGUUGAUUUCGAUAUAGGUAAAAAUCCGCUGACUGAGGCUUUGGAAGAUAACACGUUUUUAGGUUUGAAUUCCUUACCGGUUCUUGAUAUUUCGUGUACGGCUUUAACAACUAUUAAAAACGACUCCUUUAAUGAAAUGAUCACUCUCCAUACACUAAACAUAUCGCACAGUAAUCUUAAUAUAAUAAACUACAAUAGUUUUAAAAAUACAGGAUCUAUUACCAUUUUAGAUUUAUCUCAUAACCACCUCGAAAGUUUUAAUAUCAAUUCAUCUACCUUAGCUAAUCUGCAAAUGUUAUACCUUCAUAAUAACCGGAUAACAAUUACUGUACCAGAUAUUAUAAAUAAGUUAACAACACUUCAUACUAUUAAUUUAUCAUAUAAUGAAAUAAAAAUGUUAAAUAAUGGCACUUUUUACGACCUGAAAGAACUGGAAUACCUCGAUUUGUCGAAUAAUAGAGAUAUGCAAUUCAAUUCGUCCCUUUCAGUGUUGAAUAAACUAAAGGAGCUCUAUUUAUCUGGAAUAUGUAAAACACCGAAUUUCGAACAAUUUCUAAAUUCUGAAAUAACCGACUUAGAUAUAUCUCAAGCGAAUAUAAGUAACGUUACAUCUCUCAAAUUAAGCAAUUUGCGAGAACUUAAAAUACUGAUUUUGAAUAAUAACGUGAUCGAAAAGUUAGAAUUGGGGGCAUUGAAUAAUUUAAGUAGAUUGGAGACAUUAGAUUUAAGUCAUAACAAGUUAAUGUUCAUACAACCCAGUGUUUUUAAAUACAACUCGUAUUUAACUGCACUAAAUUUAUCUCAUAACCGACUAACGACUCUUAGCUUUGGUAUAUUCCUUGGACUUUUUGCUCUAAAUGAAUUAGACGUAUCAUAUAACCAGCUCGAAGAUUUGCACACUGAUACAUUUUACGGUAUUCCAAGUUUACGCACUUUGAUCAUUGACUUCAACAAGGUGAGAAAAAUAAGCGUGGAUGAUUUUUCACUAUAUUUGUCAGUUCUUAGCAUUGGCGGUAAUCCCCUACCUUGCAAUAAUAUAGUAAAACUAAAAAAUAAACACAUUAUAAGUACAAUUACUGCAUUGAAAUUAGAAUACAGUAGCUAUGAAAAUAUAGAUGGAAUAACGUGUCUCGGGGCUGGUUCCAUAAAGCUAACACCGCAAUCAUUAAACGGAACAGACAAUAUACUUUCUGACAUUCGCAAUAUUCUCUUAGAUAUAUCGUCUAAAGAUGCCCAUGAGGAUAAAGUUGCAAAUAAUCACAAUUCCGACACUAAUUUUUCAACACAAUUAGGCAGUUUGUUAGAAUCGCUUAAUCGAACGAUCAAAAUUGAAACUCAAGAGGCCAUUCGCGAAGGAAAUAUUAGUAAUACGAUGUUGAUAUCAGCUUUUAAAGAGACAUUUAAACAUGCCGUGGAUGAAAUCGUCCACGAGAAUAAUGUUGGAAACUCUUUGCUCGAAAGGAUUUUACGAAUGAUUGUUGCUAUCAACACGACACCUCUGCCCGUUCUCAAAGAUAAUUCUACGAAUGGAGAUAUUUUACCAUAUAUAGCGAGAAUCAAGCAAGAGUUUGACAAUACGCUGACGUUGGAAAAGGAGAAGAUAUUGUCUGAAGUCGCUGGUAAAAUAUCGGAUAUCAAUAAAAAGGUCGAUGGUAUUUCUACUGCCAAACCCUUAACAGAGAAGGCUGCUAGCCAAGAAAUAAAACAUGGGCCAUCAAGUUCAUUGUUUACAGAGGUGUGCGUCGCUCUAACUCUUGUCAUUGUUCUAUGUUUUGUCAUGUUUCAAAUAUACAAACAUAUUAUAUUACCACCACGGCGCACCUCAUAUAGUACUCAGCAAAUAGCUGACGCCAUGGAAAAUUCGAACUUGUAA
Leptosia nina is the source of this 3087-nucleotide messenger RNA. Lineage: Eukaryota; Metazoa; Arthropoda; Insecta; Lepidoptera; Pieridae. The record is from the annotation of a GenBank genome assembly.